Messenger RNA from Schistosoma haematobium, 3589 nucleotides. RefSeq lists its product as uncharacterized. NCBI's taxonomy places the organism in Eukaryota, Metazoa, Platyhelminthes, Trematoda, Strigeidida, Schistosomatidae. Gene Ontology annotation, molecular function: protein binding. Bases 87 to 3179 code for a protein of 1030 amino acids. The transcript has 3 exons. The record is from RefSeq and is a predicted model, not a curated record.
CGGGAAAAUCCAAAUGAGCGGUACCAGACACUUCCUAGGAUGCAAAUGUGCAUAGAAUAGAGUGAUAAUGACCAUCAAAUGUUUUUAUGUAUGUUAAUAUGAUGAAUAGUCAUUCGUACAGUAGACAUUGGAAUGGGGUCGGUGACCCUGUACAUCCGUUAUCACGUACUGGACAUUCAGCAGUAUCCCAUGGACGGUACAUCUAUGUUUUAAAUGGUUACGGCCCUUCAGAUGAUAAAAUGAUACUUUUUGAACGAAUCGGUUUAACACGAUAUGAUAUUAUAACAAAUUGUAUAGAAUGUUUACCUAUACAUUGGGAUAUUAAAUCAUUACAAGAUCAUAUGUUCAAUGAAUUAAUUCUAUUAACAUCUGGUAAUAGUGCUGUAUUAUGUCCAGAAUUAUUAAAUAGAAAUAAUGAAAAACAAUCAGCUUGUAUUUAUACAUUUGGAGGUUUUUCACUACUAGGUAAUAUUCAUUUAAAUGCAUUAUGUCGAUAUGAAUUAACUCAUACUAAUCUACCAAAAUAUAUAACUAAUGCUAAUACUAAUACUAAUACUAAUACUACUGCUACUACUACUACUACUACUACUACUACUACUAAUAAUAAUAAUAAUAAUAAUAAUAAUAAUAAUAAUAAUAAUAAUAUAACAUCCACUGGUUUAAGACCACAUUGUUGCCAUGCAUCUGUAAUUAGUGGACAUGGUAUUUUAAGUUAUUUAGCAUGUUUACCACAAGAUAUAACUGGACAUCAAUCUAUUAAUUUAACAAUGUUAAAAUCAUUACAAAGACGAUUCAAUUAUGAUUAUUCAAGUAAUAUACAAUUAAGAAAAAAUACUAAUAAACAUUGUAAUAAUCUUUUACCAUCACCACGUGAUAAAUUUUGUAUGGAAUAUUAUAAUGGUAAACUUUAUCUAUUUGGUGGUUAUGGUCCACAAUUUAAACCAUUAUCUCUAUGGCCAAAUCAAUUUUAUCAAUGGCCAUAUUUAUAUGAUCCAAAUGAUAAUCAAAGUUGGAUUAUAUGUGAUAAUAAUGGUGGAUGGAAUAAUCAAUUAAUUAUUUAUGAUAUUCAUCAAAAUCAAUGGAAUUUAAUUCAUCAAUUAAAUGUCAUUGGGAAAUUUCCAACACCACGUGCAGCUCAUUGUUCUAUUAUAUUACCUAAUCAUGGUUGGUUCAUUAUAUUUGGUGGUCGUGGUCCAUAUACUAAUAAUCAUAAUCAUAUAAAUACAUCACAACACUUAUCAGAUUAUCGUAUGGGUAGAUUAAAUGAUAUGUAUUGUUUUAAUAUUAAUUUAAUGGAAUGGACUAAAAUUUUAACACCAUUAGAUAUACCAAAUAUAAUAAGUAAUCAUUAUAUUAAACAACCAACAAUAUCAUGUAUAUGGCCAUGUGGUCGAUCUUGGAUGAAUAUGAUCGCUAUCAAUGAAUCAUUAUCUAUACAGAACGAUUCUUCUUCUUCGUCUUCUUGUUGUUGUUGUUCUUCUUCUUCUAAAUAUAAACCAAUGAAUGAAAUGAACAUUCAAUUAUUUCUACAUGGUGGUUAUUCUAAUGAUGAAAAAUCAUUGAAUGAUGCUUAUUUAAUAAAUAUUCAUUUAUGUAAACAAUAUAAACAAUUAAAAGCUGAAAUUAUUCAUUCUACAAAAGAGGUCAAUAUUAUAUCUAAUAAUAAUAAUAAUAAUGAUAAUAAUGACAAUGCUUCUUAUUUAAUGGAUUUAAAUAAACAACAAAAUUAUUAUAUUGAAUCAUUGAAUCCAAUGAAUAAUGAUACGGAUUCAAAUAAACCAACUCUAAUAAAUGGUUAUAUAUGUUCACAACAACAAUCAAUGGAUGAUAAGAAAUAUAUUAAUUUAAAUGUGAAUUCAUUUGGAGAAAUUUUAUUCAAUGAACAAUUGUAUAUAGAUUUAAUUCAAUUGUAUUAUUCAAUAGAUUCAAAUUUGAUGACUGAAUUAUUUGAAGCCAAUAAUCAUACUACUUAUAAUAAUAAUAGUAGUAGUAAUAUGUUAGAUAAUUUGAAUUUAUUUUUACAUGAUUUCAAUUAUCAUUUAUAUAUGUAUCAAAAUUCAUCUUUUACAGUACAUAAUCAUUAUAAUUAUCAACCUGAUAAAUGUAUAAAUCCUAAAGAAACAUUAUAUCGUAUUGCUUUAUUACAUACUAUAUUUGUACAAUAUUUAAAUGAAAAUUAUUGUUUAUAUACUAUCAAUAAACAAAAAGAUAAAGAUUCAAAGAUGAACUCUACUACUACUACGGUUACUAGGACCAAUCAACUUAUUGAAGAUUUGAAUAAUAUAUGUGAUAAUUAUCAAUCUGAUUUAGAAUUUACUCAAAAUUCAAUAUUUUCUACAUUAAUAAGUAUGUUUCUUAAAUUUAUGUUACCAUGGCAAAUCAUUCAAAUGAUGUUACAAGAAAAAAAUAGUUGGUUAACAAAUGAAUAUCGUUUAGAAUUAAUACAUAAAUUAAUACCACAAUGCAAUAUGUAUAAAAAACAACAUUUAAAAAAUUCUUCAUCAUUAUCCAUAUAUCAAUUAGAUGUAAAUAAUCCAUUCAUUCUUAAUAAAUUAUUAUUAUUAAUGACACCAAAUCAAAUACAUAAUCCAAUAAAUUAUUCUACAUAUAGUGAUGAUCGUUUAUUAUCAUAUAUACAACAAACAAUCAUGUCAAUAAUAAAAUGUUAUCAUAGUCAAUCACCAUUUUAUAUUGAUAUUAGAAAUACUCCUAUGAAUGAGAAAUUCUUUUCUUCAUCAUCAUCAUCAUCAUUUAUUAUGAUGAAAAUAUUUAAUAAACCAAUUCAUCGUCAUUGGCAUACUGUAACAUUAGGUUUAGAUAGACGUGUAUAUGUUAUUGGUGGAGCUGGUCAAAAAGCAUUAGAUAUACCAUUGGAAUGUUAUAAUUUAAAUGGACCAAUUCAAUUAACUAUACAAUGUUCUAUAAAAAUAACUAAACUUAUUUUAUCUAAAUUUUUAUAUACCAUAGAAUAUGGUUUAUUAACAAUGAAUAAGAAUCAUAAUGAUAAUAAUCACAGUAUGAAUAAUGAUGAUGAUAAUAAUAGUACUACAAUCUUUCCAUAUUCUUGUCAUUUAAAUAAAAAUAAAUUAAAAAUGGAUUAUUUAAAGAAUUUAGAUGAAAAUUUAAAAAAUCUUUUAAAUUAUCAUGUGAAAUACUUAUUAGAAGAAUGGUUAUUAUAAUGCAGAAAUAUUAUUUCGUUCAAAUGAACUGUGAAUAUAACAUGUAGAUAUUGGAAGUAACAUUGAUAUAUUUCAGUAGUAUAUUGUUAUUUAAAUCAUUUAAUGUACAUAUUUGAAAUAAACAAGAAUUGGAUAGAACUAGAAAAGAAGGCUCAGGAUAGAGUGAGUUGAAGAAUGAUGAUCGGCAGCCUAUACUCCAUCUAGGAGUAAUAGGCAUAAGUAAGUAACAUAUUUGUAGUUUCAUCAACUACAGCAUGGAUUUGUGAUAAUUCUUUUAUUCCAAAUAAAAUGUUCAUCAAUUAAAAUGGAGUAUAUCAUUGAAUUAAGUUGCUUGACCUUGUGUUUGUUACUAGCAGUUUGACAUUGUACAAUGCUUGUAUUAUUCAUAAAUAUACAACUUAUCAUUUUUA